CCCAGUUUGUAUAACCGAGUUUGUAAAACCCAGUCUGUAAGCCCUUGCGCAUAACCUAUUCGGCUAUAUCUGCGUCUCUUUCUUCUUCAACCUUCACGGCAGCACUCCGCAGCGCUCUCAACCACCGCCACAAUGGGUCGUGUCCGCACCAAGACCGUGAAAAAAUCAUCCCGCCAAGUCAUCGAGCGCUAUUACUCGCGCUUGACCCUCGACUUCCACACCAACAAGAAGGUUCUGCAAGAGGUGGCCGUCAUCCCGACGAAGCGUCUCAGGAACAAGAUCGCUGGAUUCUCUACCCAUCUCAUGAAGCGGAUCCAGAAGGGACCUGUUAGGGGCAUCUCGCUGAAGCUCCAGGAGGAGGAGAGGGAGCGCCGCAUGGACUUCGUCCCGGAAGAGUCCGCCAUCAACACCGAACGCAUUGAGGUCGACAAGGAGACAAUUGAAUUGCUUACUUCAUUGGGUAUGACUGAGCUCCCAGGAGUUGUACUCAAGGAAGAGGAAUCUGGCGCGAUGGCCGUACCUGGUGGAUUCACAGGCGGACGUGGUGGAUUCGCUGGUGGUCGUGGUGGAUUCGGUGGCGGCAGCCGGUACUGAAAGGCUCACGUUCUUCUUUUUUCCCUAAAUAUAUCAAUCAGUUCAGUUUAGGCAAAGCUUCUUCAAUGUUUUGAGUUCUGGUUCUGCCAGAAAAAUGAAUACUUUGUUAUAUUUUGAAUGUUUGCUCCUCUUUUCUGUCUGGUCUAGCUAUUUCGUGGUUGGGUUUAUCUGCAAUUUUAAAACAUUACAUUAGUUGAGUUUAUAAAGAAAUUAAUCCCUCCAAUGUCGGUUUUGUGUUUUUGUUGUUGUUCUGAAUGAAAACCAGGGCGCC
Messenger RNA from Cuscuta europaea, 865 nucleotides. The record is from the annotation of a GenBank genome assembly. Lineage: Eukaryota; Viridiplantae; Streptophyta; Magnoliopsida; Solanales; Convolvulaceae.